Molecule: messenger RNA, 2694 nt
Organism: Triplophysa rosa
Lineage: Eukaryota; Metazoa; Chordata; Actinopteri; Cypriniformes; Nemacheilidae
Gene: gpr171
Product: G protein-coupled receptor 171
Exons: 2
Coding region: 688-1635 (315 amino acids)
Biological process (GO): G protein-coupled receptor signaling pathway
Cellular component (GO): membrane
Molecular function (GO): G protein-coupled purinergic nucleotide receptor activity
Source: RefSeq, a predicted model, not a curated record
UUUAUGCUUUGUGAAAUAGUGGAAGAUUGCUACUAAAAUAACAGCUUCUGUCUUUAGCACAAUGAACUGAUACCAACCUGUCAGAUCAGGAAAUGAUAGCCCAGCAAGCACAUGCAAACUAGAGAAAAGGAUGUGUGGUUCGUGGUUGUCUACAUGCAGUAAAUUCAGAAUGUUUGCAUUUCCGCUGCGUCAUACGGGCAGUGCAUGCUUUUCCUCCACUGUCGGAUUUAAUUAAGACCAAACCCAAAGAAAAGAGGAAACAGGAUAUGUGAGAUUGUUAAAACUCUGAAUUUUCUCAGUAGCUGUAGUUUGGAUUUCUAAACCUGUCAAAGCUAGCUGGCUGAAAAGACUUCACAUGCUGCAUAUCUGACAUCCGACUGUGAGACGGUGCGGUCUCCCUGUCUGAAGGAUUUCUACAUGAGAAUAUCUCUCUAUAUGGUGACAGCUUUGAGCCGGAAAAUGUUCUCGUGCAUGUACACAGAGGAUUUACCACUUCCUCUCUUUACACUUUAUUGACUUUCUGGUAAGGUGAAAAUCAGCCAGAACUCUGUGAAAUGGUACUCGCUGGUCUGACAGGAGAUAAAACAUAGUUACAACAAGAACUGAACCGUAUUAGAUCGACUUCAUUUUUAAGGGCUUGGAUACAUUGAUCAAGUACAACUACGGGCCUACUGUCUCAAUGCAAAAAUGGAGAAUCCAGAUAAUACCUGCGUGGUCAACGACAACAUGGUACCCUUCGCCACACUUUACAUCAUCAUCUUUCUGAUUGGCGUGGCCACUAGCCUGGUGGCACUAUGGGCCUUCACCACAAGCCAAAGUAUUAAAAAGUGCAUCAACGUUUACCUGAUCAACCUUCUAACGUCUGACUUUCUCCUCAUGCUGGCCCUACCCGUCAAGAUCGCAAAGGAUCUGGGCAACGAGUCGAAAAGUUUGAUCAUCUUCCACUGCCAAGUGAGCGGGCCGCUCAUCUACAUCAACUUGUACGCUUCUAUCAUCUUUUUGUCAUUUGUCAGCGUUCAGCGGUAUCUCCAAAUAACCCACAGCUCAAAACUUCUCCGACUGCAGGAGGUGGGUUUCGCGGUGUUGAUGUCAGUAGUGGUCUGGUUCCUCGUGCUCUUCAUAAAUGUGCCCAACAUGGCAAUAACCAUCAAAGCCAACAUUACAAACAUACAUGGGCUGACCUGUUCUGAUUUAAAAACUGACAUAGGGAAGCACUGGCACACAUUGUCCGUGUUCCUGGGGACGGCCAUCUUUUUCAACGCCUCUGCGGCUGUGAUUCUGUCCAACGGCCUGGUGUUGAAACGGCUCUGGGGUCGACGUGAAUCUGACCCAGAGGGCCAAGCAAGCGCCCAUCAUGCCUUUAGAAACAUUGCACUGGUGACCUUGGCGUACGUGAUAAGCUUCGUGCCAUACCAUGCGGUGCGGAUGCCGUACACUUUUACACAGAUAGAUGUGAUCAACGAUUGUGGAUUGAAGAAGAGUCUGUUCUUGGCUAAGGAGUCUACUCUACUUCUCGCCAUCUUGCACAUGUGCUUUGAUCCGCUGCUGUAUUUCGUCAUUUGUCGUGCAUUUAGACAUCAGAUCACGAAAACCUUCUCAAGGAGACGCAGUGUUCCAGAUGCUAACCAAGAAUAAAUAUUUGCAUUAAAGUAUUAAGGGAAGGAAAGUUUUGGACCAAGUAUCACAGAGAUAUCUUUCUUUUAAUUAGAUAUAAGAGAUGGGACAAUUUUUUUAGACAACUAUGGUUUGGUAAUACAUAUAUCAAGAAAGGAAGGAGCAUGUAGCCUAUAAAAGACUGUAAUACUCGAUCAAAUUGUGCAAAUAUGUGGGAAACAUGGUAACUGAGAGGACAUGAUCAAUAUUUUACCGUAUGAAAAGCUUUGGUCACAGUGCAAAAGAAAACAUUAAACACAGGCAUAAAAUGACAACAAAUGCACAAACUGCUAUAAGUUGAAUUUGGUAAGCAAGCAAGGACUACUGAGUGAACGUUACAUCACCUAAUUAAUAUUCAUGAGUCAUUCUAGCAUAAGGCUACAGAGGAUGGAUGAUAUAAUGUUGCUCAGGUGUAGUUGCUCUGUAUAGUUAUUUACUGUAGUGACAUUUUGUAUCUUAUUUAUGUAAGAAACAAGUAUAGAGUUGAAAUUUAUUUGUAUAAAUUGUACAAUUUCAAUUUAAAACAUUGUACUGUUAAACAUUUUACCACAGUUAUUUCAGUGUUAUUUGUAUGAAUUUCCUUUUUAUUGAUAACCAUUUUAGUUGGUAUUUGGCUUGCUUCAUUAUUUCCAGAAAUGAGUGAAUAAGAGGUCAUUUGUGCUUAUAUCGGGUCACAAAUCUCUGUGAGUCACCGUCUGUGAUGCUAUGACUGUUUUUGUCUUUGACACCCACUGGCCAUUAUUCAUCACCAUGGGUCUACACCUCAGUCACUGUCUGCUGAGCUAGGAAAUUAUUUCUCAUGUCAUAACUUGGAUUUUCCCUUUGAAAAAUGUAUCUUUUUCACUUUUUAAAAGCAGAUUGUUGUAAUAAUAUUUAUGCUAAGCUAUUUAACUGGAUUUGUUUUUUGUAUCCAUUUUCACACUGUAAUGUCAUGGGACACGUUGUUUUAAACUUUACCAUUUCUGAAACAAUGGUGGGAUAUUUCUGUGUUACUUUUGUCAUUGCCUUACAGUAUUUAAAUACAGAUAUGUGGUGAAAUUC